Messenger RNA from Portunus trituberculatus (swimming crab), 1049 nucleotides. Its product is annotated as putative glucosylceramidase 4. Gene Ontology annotation, molecular function: glucosylceramidase activity. Bases 1 to 1014 code for a protein of 337 amino acids. The transcript is spliced from 7 exons. NCBI's taxonomy places the organism in Eukaryota, Metazoa, Arthropoda, Malacostraca, Decapoda, Portunidae. The record is from RefSeq and is a predicted model, not a curated record. Gene Ontology annotation, biological process: glucosylceramide catabolic process.
AUGCUGCUGCUACUAUCACUCUUCAUCAUCUCCCCCACCCUUGCUUCAGCAUCAGAAUGCGUGCCGAGAGCAUUUGAAGGGGACAGUUUUGUUUGCGUGUGCAAUUCAGAGUACUGUGACUUGCCAGGGGUCAUCGAACACCCUGCAGCAGGAUCUCAUACCCUCAUCACCACCUCCAGGGACGAGCAGAGAUUUUCCAUCACGACUGGGUCCAAUGAUGCUUCGUUGGGUGAAGGAAGCUCAGUGGUCGUGACACUAAGUCACCAGGAACAGUUCCAAGCCAUGAUGGGUUUUGGAGGUGCCUUCACAGACGCCACUGGAAUCAACAUCCUGAAGCUGUCAGAAGAAGCCCAGGAAUUGCUAAUGAAGUCGUACUUUUCACCCGAGGGAAUCGAGUACAAUUUGUGUCGUGUUCCAAUGGCUGGCAGUGAUUUCUCAACGCGGCCGUACUCAUAUGACGAUGUUGAGGGUGAUGUUGAUCUGUUGCACUUCAAUCUUACUAUGGAGGAUUAUAAAUACAAGGACUGGAUGUGGAACACAUGCGCUUGGACAGCAGAGGGCCAACGCGACUGGAUCAAGACCACAUUAGGGCCUAUACUAGAGGCUGCCGGUAUGCGUUACCUCAAACUGAUGGUCUUGGACCACAAUCGCGACGCAUUACCUUGGUAUCCAGCCACGAUUCUAGAAGACCCACAAUCCAACCAAUUUGUUGAUGGCGUGGCGAUACAUUGGUAUGACGAUGACAACACGGGCCCUGAAGUGAUGACUGAGCUGCAUUCUCUGUUCGAGGACAAAUUUCUUCUAUACACAGAAUCAUGUGAUGGGUGGGACGCGGCACCUGACCAGCGGGUGAUUCUCGGCGAUUGGUAUAGGGCAGAAAGCUAUGCUUCCAAUAUCAUCGAGGUAAGAAAUUUUUACUUUAAUAGUAGCUACAUGUCCAUGUUUGUGAUUAAGUGCAUAGAACAUUUCAUAUACCAAACGCUUUUCAAGGAUUUCUAUGACGUUUGGCAGUAAGGUGCUGAUAGCUAAGUAAAAACUGAUGUCAUUGU